ACCAGUUGACUUCGACUCGGCGGAGCAUCAGGUGGCUCACGCUGAUAUCCUUCUCGAGUGCGCACCUGUCUCUCUGUUUUUCUGAGGUUGCAAAAAAGAACAAAGUGUAACUUACAUGUGAGCAUCGUGAAUAAGUGCAGUUUGUUUCAGUUUCAUUUUCACCAGCAAGAGUAGCAGCAGCAAAAGCCAUGAUUUGAAUAUUUAUUUCACUCAACACUGUACCACGUGUUCGUCCUUAGCGGGUGAAGUUGGUUUAAAACGUUUGUAUAUUUUUUUGAAUUUUAGGGUGGAUCGUAAACGUUCAGUGUUCAGUGUUAAAGUUUUAGCGCUUUUUAUUUUAAUCUAAUGAGACUGCACGUGAUGUCCGUUGCGAGCAACGGGCAAGUGGCACUGGCUUUGCUAGUGUCGCUUGCCACGCUGACCAGGAUUGCAGCCGUACCAACGUCGGUGCUAGCGGAUUCGAAAGAAACCAACGGUCACCACGAUGUUACGGCUACGGCACCGGGACUGAAUCAGCUGACCAAUGACGACACGAGCUAUGGCGACGCCAAACCAGAAUCAUCCAAUCCACAGAAGCGUGGUGUCAAUCCGCUGCUGUACCAGGAGACGGAACUGCGCAACGAUUACUCCGGCAACUCGAUCCCUCAGAACGGUAUCUGGGAGGAUUUAAGCGUACCGGUACCAGGGCCACUGUCCGGCUAUCCGCUAGGACUGUCGUUCGAGGAUGAGCUGGCCGGUCUGGCCGGAUCCGGAGCCGUUGGACGACCCGAGCGUACGUACGACGUGUUGCAGCGGCUUCUCCUUCAUCGGAAUCAACCCUUCAAUGGGGCUCCCGUGUCCGGUGGCGUUGAUGUCGGUUAUCCGCUGCGGCUACAUGGUUACGGUAACCGGAAGAAGCGCACUCCGGCCACACAGAAAUCACACAACUCGGGCUUAAGAUUGAAGCGAAAUACCAAUAAGCUGUCACCGGCCGAAGUGUUCUCGCUGCUGGCACUGAUGGACUCCCGCGAUCCGUACCACUCGCUGCAACCCCUGCCGGACUAUCUGCCCGAUGCAGCCCCCGAUAUGCUGGCUUACGUUCCGAAUGGGCUCUACCAGGACAUACCGCUACCGUUGGCCCUCGAACGGCUGCUCGCCGAACGCAACGAACUAAGCCCGUCGGACGACUUUGCCUACGAGGAUGGCGGUGAGUGGAUGAACGGAUGGACGGAACCGUCGGUCGACUAUCUAGGCCUACCGUUGGCCGACCUGGACGCCCUUGGUCAGCUUGGCGAAGGCUUCGGUUACGGCAAAUCAUCCAACACCAACAAGAACGUCUAUCUGCCCCAGAAGCGCUUCAUGGUGGCCAAGAAGAAGCGAAGCACAGGCUCAGCACAGACGCAGCCGGCCACCGGUUCCGGUUGCAAGACCGGCGAUGUGGGCUGCAACAGCCGCUACGGUACCAUACAGGCAGCGGCCUAAUCACGCACAGGAACGACUCGGAACAAGAAGGACACAAGAAAUAGCGACGCACCCAACGGACCACGAGUAUCGGAAAACAAUCAAUCGCACUGUACCCAAAAGUGUUAAUUGUGUCAUUGUAUCAACGUUACGUAUUUGCUAGCUGGAGACCGGACAGCGUACUCCGAAACCACAACCAACAAAAAAUCAACACAAAAAAUUGAUGAGGCACAUCCACAAUAUAUCAGCUUGAAUUUUCCUAUCAUUUUCAUGUUCCGCGUGCACCAGUGUGCAUUGCACACUGUUUGUUCCGUUUGGCUGGCUGCAAGGCAAGCAAACAGUCGCACGCUGUCUGGGAGGGAGGGAAAAAUGGAGAGUUCAGGAGUGAAAUUGAUUGUGUUUGAGGCUGUAGGCUAACCUCUAUUUUACUCUCGAACCUAGCUUUUCCACGUCAGCAUGGCGGAACCUUAUUAUGCUUUAAAAAAAAAAACCUAACGUUUGUCAGCGGUACCACCGCCGUAUAGUGGGCAGCGAACGCCUUUGUUAACGGCUCGUUUUUGUCCAACAUCUUCCCCCAACUCAAAAUAAAACAUAUAAAAACACAGAGACAUUCUAUAACAAAGCGGUUAUUGCUCUAUUACCACCUUCUUAGACGUUGAAUGGCUACCAUUGCAGAAGACAUCCAUGUAUUGCUCUAGUGGAUUCGUAUUCGUAUACAUACUUGUAUUACUCGUAUUUAGCCGUGUCUCAAGGUACACAGCACACCCUUCCCCUAGAUGAUGUAGAUGACGCAGAGAUACAGACACUGUUAGGAUCUGCUCACUGCUGGUAGAUGUAGACCAAAAUGCAUACCCUAAUGUUAAUCGUAACCGAACGCGCAUGAUGUUUAUCAGUGUAUUUAACGUAGAUGUACCUAAAUCGUUCAAUCGAAACUGCUCUUCUAUACAAUAACGGUUCGCACAGACCGUGUACGCGCAUGAUAACAUGACAAGAAACUGGCUCAGAGGUAAAUAAUUUUUAGUCAAGUAAGCAACCAACCUGCACAGGAACGCUAUUCCUACACCUAACAUUAAACAAGAGGCAAAAAGUAAAACACUCUCUCACGCAUCCAAUAUUUAUAUUAAUCACACAAAUAAUGCAUACAUAUAUACAUAUACAUAUAUAUAAACAUCAUACCAUAAUGUAGUAAAUGACUCUCUACCUAAAUAACGGCACAUUGUAAGUGGUUAAUGAAAGGAAAGAAAAAAACUCACAAAAACGAAACAAAAGAAGAUAAAUCAAAACACACGACCCUACCUACACGUACACGCAGAUGAUGCUGCAGCAGGGUUCAGUUCAGUACUAUGCAGGAAUGCAUUAUGUUUAGGAAUGUUUUAUAAUACAUUAAAAGAUGACGAUGACGACGAAGGCGAAGAUGAGACGUGGAGCGACCAUCAAGCUGGAUAAACUGGUGGCUCGUCGACAGCAACUGUUAAGGAUUUGUUCAGUUUGGUCACUCUACUGAAGUCACACUGGUCAAGAGACAUGGCACUAAAUAGUGCUGUGAUCCUGGAAGACGAAGUGGGGCCCCUAAUAGGAUCGGCAGACAAAAUGCCAGAAAGUGUGUUUGAGCGUGCAUGUGUACGAAAACGCAAAUGCCACUGGAUCUGGAAUCCGUGGCGCUGAAAGGAGUUAGUGAAAGCGCUAGGCUUUGCAUGGCACAGAUUUGUGAAACCAAGAUGAUGAAAUAAAGCGAUGGAAAAGUACACACGAAACUGACGGUCGGAAAGGGACCACUUUUCAACUUGUUGCGUCCUUCUGCGCUUGAUAUGAUUUCAGUUCGGCCAUCAUUGCUUGCACCUUUUAGAACCGUUUAUUCUAUUUUUGUUUCGUUCUUAGUUUCGUAACGUGCACAUCUACAGUUCCGUAUUUGUUAAAGAGGAUUGUAAUGUUAUUU
This is a messenger RNA of Anopheles darlingi, 3376 nucleotides long. RefSeq lists its product as uncharacterized. Lineage: Eukaryota; Metazoa; Arthropoda; Insecta; Diptera; Culicidae. The coding region runs from base 346 to 1461 and encodes 371 amino acids. The record is from RefSeq and is a predicted model, not a curated record. The transcript is spliced from 5 exons.